AUGUCUACAGAAGUUGUCAAAGCUCAGAAUGCACUCAAUAGCAUUUCGAGCGGCAAGGCUAUCAACAAUGACGAGUUCGUGCACAUGUGGGCCAACACGAACUGGGGUGAGCUGCUUCAGCCCGCGCCCCUCUCAAUAUCCGUCAUUGGUAGCAUUCUUGUCCUCGCCGCCUCAACCGACGACUUUUCCCUCGUAACCGAACGCAGGGUAGAUGAUUGGAAGUUUGCCAAAUAUCCUGAGUCAUUCAAGACCUCCCUGGAACAGGUUGUUGGCGACAGCUUUGAGGCGUUCUCAACUGCUCAUGCGGAGAUGGAGAACAUACAGAAUGCGUCUGCUCAGAUGCCAGGCGAGAUUAGGACCGCUGUCAUGACCAUCCUGAAGGCAUCACCCAAGGAAGUCGAAGUAUACCUGCCGGGUCAGCUUGAAGGUGUCCGCACUUUAGCGGAAAUCUGCUCCAAAUCUGCAUUGCGAUGCGAGACCGGUUUCAACAACCUCACGGGGCUACUUCAGGAGUUGAUCCUGGCAUGUUCUAACAAACGGGGCGACUCCGAGCAAAAGAAAGGGAAGAUGAAGUUGGAACUGCAAGUUCUUAAGACACAGCUCAAACAUCAAAAGCAGAGACUCGAGAACACCGAGCGGACUCACGAAACAAUGCAAAAGGCGUUCGUUGAGGCUGAAGAGGGUUUCAAGCGUGCGGCGGACUCUAUCCCUACAGGGUGGGGUGCGGUAGGCAUGCAAGUCGUUGAAGCCUAUGUGGACAUGGCCAAGACUGCCACAAGCGUAGCCGCAAACUGCGCCGUAAACGUGCCACUUCACGUAAUGGGUAUGGUGCAGGGCGGAGCCAAGAUAGAAACACGAAGCUCUGGUGCCUCCCCUAGUGUCACGGCGGCGCGCUCAGGUGCUACUGCUAACAGUACCGCGAUGAGCGCGGCGUCCACGUCGGAUGACGAAUCCCUAGCUAGUCUGUCGACAAUCAGCGCUUAUAUCGCAACCAUCAAAGGCCUCCUUGAUGGAGGCGAGGAUGGAAAGCCGGAGUUUGAGCGAAUCCGCUCUGACCAAGUCGCUAAUGGCGGGGCUUGGGUGGAAGCAGGCCUCAAUGUCCAGAUCAAGAGCAUCUCCUCACGCACGAACCACCCCUGGACGAGCCGAAUUCACCCCAUCGUCACUGAGAGCCUCGAUAUCAUCGUCAACAUGCGAAAAGCUGCGGGAAGCUUGCAGGGACACAGCGCCAGCUCGGAGGAACUGAAGAAGACGUACCUUUCGCGAGCACUCCAGGUGGAACAGGAUCUGGAGAAGCUGAAGGCGGAGCGCAACCUCAUAUUACAGCAGAGUAGCAUCUCUGCGCACGGCCCCGCGACGCCUGUCCCUGGCCAAAGAAUGUCGGACGCUGCUGCUUCUCGGUCCCUCGAGGCCGCUCGCAUCAAAGUUGACGAAACCCGUGCGCAUCUCGUGGGAUCGCGCGAAGCAUUCGAGAGGAGCUCCAUUCGGCUUGAAGAAGGCCAAAAGGAGGUCGGGAGGACAGUCGUUUCCAUGACUACGCUCAAGCUCGAGUCGAUGACUCUCGAACAGAUGAUUCCGAUCCUCGUCAAGGCUGUUCAGUCAUUCAAGACGCUUCGGACCCAAUUCUCUCAGAUCACCCAAUUCUUCAACAGCAUCACGUCGCUCAUAAAUGUCGUCCUAGUCCCGUCAGUGGCCCGCUGGGUGAAAACUAUGGAAGAUGCCCGCUCUCUAGGCGGCGUUUCUAUCUCUGAUUUCACUCGUCAAUUGAUUUAUACUCAGAUGAUGAUGCCUCUCAAAAUUUCUAUGCUUGCGGAGAAGAUAUCAGCGACAUACAUGACGGUGUCCACCAAAUAUAUCAUGCCUAGUCUCAGGGAGGUUGGGCAGAUCCAGAGCUCAAGCGCAGGGGUCUCGAAGGAAGAGAGGAGAGCAUACAUUGGCAAGCUUACUAGGGUGAAAGAUAAAGUUGGUCAGCAAGCUAUUCAAUCUAGCAAAGAGAUAUUGCAGCUGGUCGCCAACGAGCAGAAGCAAUUUGUGUCCUCUAUCGACGAACGACUGAACGUCAUCAUGACUGCGGUUAAGCCUGUGCUAGCCAUUGAAGACGAGAUUCCCGGGCGUUUCGUAGAAGUCACCUACGCUCACGUCAAGUGCGUAGAUGAAGCCAAGGGGAAGGAGAUGUCUGAGAAUGGCAUCUACAAGAAGUUCGACGUUAAUAGUGAUGACAUCAUGUGAGCACAUCGAGCGCUCAGCGAGACGUGCGCCCGGGCAGGGGUUAGAACACGCACCACAACAAAUCACUUGUUCACUGUCUGUAUUACUUUGUCUUGCUUAUCAAUUCCACAUGCCCUUGAA
This is a messenger RNA of Postia placenta MAD-698-R-SB12, 2349 nucleotides long. RefSeq lists its product as hypothetical. Lineage: Eukaryota; Fungi; Basidiomycota; Agaricomycetes; Polyporales; Adustoporiaceae. Bases 1 to 2229 code for a protein of 742 amino acids. The record is from RefSeq and is a predicted model, not a curated record. The transcript has 16 exons.